CAAAAAAGGACGAAAAAAAAAAAAAGGGGGUUCUAAGCUCUAAUUUUAUGAUGAAUUUUUGCUUUUCCUUUUGUAAAGCAAAAAAUUCUUUUGCACUUUAUUGGAUCUUUGAUCUUUUUUACACUAUGGAGAAAGAAUUCCCAGAAAAUUAAAAAAUAAUAAAAAAAAAAGCUCAAGAACCAUGAUUGUCAUUGCCCAGUGGAUCUCUCUUCUGAAAGAUUUUUCUUUCUCUUCUUUUCAGGUGUUGAAUUGUUCGUAGCAGAGUGCCACCUGUUUGUAAAGAGGCAAUUUGGCAUUUAGUUUACUUGGUUGAGAAUGGAUCACCAAGGGCAUAACCAGGCCCAAUCUAUGGGGAUGGUUGGUGGUGGAGUUCAAAUGGCAUAUGGUGCAAAUCCUUACCAGUCUAAUCAAAUGACUGGAGGCCCAAAUCCCAGCUCAGUUGCAUCACUUGGAGCCAUUCAGUCUACCAGUCAACCUGGUGGGGCUCAGCUUGCACAGCACCAACUUGCUUAUCAGCAUAUCCACCAGCAGCAGCAGCAGCAACUUCAGCAACAGCUCCAAUCCUUUUGGGCAAAUCAAUACCAAGAAAUCGAGAAGGUAACUGAUUUCAAGAACCAUAGCCUUCCCUUAGCAAGGAUCAAGAAGAUAAUGAAGGCUGACGAGGAUGUAAGAAUGAUAUCAGCUGAGGCACCAGUGAUAUUUGCCAGGGCCUGUGAAAUGUUCAUCUUAGAACUGACCUUGCGGUCUUGGAAUCACACAGAAGAGAACAAACGUAGGACGCUUCAGAAGAAUGACAUUGCAGCAGCAAUCACAAGAACUGAUAUCUUUGAUUUUUUGGUUGAUAUCGUGCCAAGGGAGGACUUGAAAGAUGAAGUCGUUGCAUCUAUUCCAAGAGGCACAGUUCCUGUUGGGGGACCUGCAGAUGCCCUCCCUUACUGCUAUAUGCCACCUCAGCAUGCACCUCAGGUCGGCGCUCCUGGGAUGAUCAUGGGUAAACCUGUGAUGGAUCCGGCUAUGUAUGCCCAGCAGUCUCACCCCUACAUGGCUCAGCAAAUGUGGCAGCAAGCACCUGAUCAACAACAGUCGCCGUCAGAUCAUUAGAGGCUUAGCCCGGAAAUUGGGAACCAUUAGUUUUUAUCGAUAUAUCCUGUGAAUCUCAAACUGAAAGAAUCAUGAGGCCUUUAGCAAUGAAGUGGUGCAGUCAAGAUUUAAGUUAAAGAGAAAGGCAGACUUCAUGUAGAUAUAAAAUGUCCGGAAGAGUAGCAGGUCUUGAUUGCACCUGUCCUUUUUGGCUGCUUAUUUUCUUUUUUCUUUUGUUCUUUUCUAUUUCAAGUUGGCUGGUUUUACUUAAACAAUAUAAUGUGUACUUUAACGUGACACUUGUUUAACAAGUACUUUUAUUUCCUCUUUGGUUCUUA
Molecule: messenger RNA, 1418 nt
Organism: Ziziphus jujuba (common jujube)
Lineage: Eukaryota; Viridiplantae; Streptophyta; Magnoliopsida; Rosales; Rhamnaceae
Product: nuclear transcription factor Y subunit C-3
Exons: 3
Coding region: 316-1101 (261 amino acids)
Biological process (GO): regulation of DNA-templated transcription
Cellular component (GO): nucleus
Molecular function (GO): DNA-binding transcription activator activity, RNA polymerase II-specific; protein heterodimerization activity; DNA binding
Source: RefSeq, a predicted model, not a curated record